Molecule: messenger RNA, 228 nt
Organism: Ilex paraguariensis (yerba mate)
Lineage: Eukaryota; Viridiplantae; Streptophyta; Magnoliopsida; Aquifoliales; Aquifoliaceae
Source: the annotation of a GenBank genome assembly
AUGUUGGAUGCUCCUGUAUCUGGAGGUGUUCUUGGCGCAGAGACCGGAACACUUACUUUCAUGGUUGGCGGCUCAGAAGAAGCUUAUCUGGCUGCAAAACCCUUGUUUUUCUCCAUGGGCAAAAACAUAAUUUAUUGUGGUGGAGCAGGAAAUGGGUCGUUGUCCCUCUCACCAUUGAUUUCCUUGUUGAAUAACCUAGGGAUAGCUUUUGACAAAGGCCGGCCCUAG